Messenger RNA from Cetraspora pellucida, 192 nucleotides. The record is from the annotation of a GenBank genome assembly. NCBI's taxonomy places the organism in Eukaryota, Fungi, Glomeromycota, Glomeromycetes, Diversisporales, Gigasporaceae.
AUGAAACAGAAGAAAGAUGAAGACGAAGAUACUUCAAAUGAUAGUUCUAGUGUCAAAGAUUUUGUGAAAGUUGAAAAUCUAAUAGUUCAUACUAGAAAAGAAAUUCAGAAGACUAGAAAGCCAAUUCAGUAUCAACAAUGUCAAAACACUAAUCACAACAAGGCUGGUUGUGAAGCAUGGCAAAAUGACAAG